Messenger RNA from Salvia splendens (bonfire salvia), 551 nucleotides. RefSeq names its product cytochrome c-type biogenesis CcmH-like mitochondrial protein. The coding region runs from base 1 to 402 and encodes 133 amino acids. The transcript has 3 exons. NCBI's taxonomy places the organism in Eukaryota, Viridiplantae, Streptophyta, Magnoliopsida, Lamiales, Lamiaceae. The record is from RefSeq and is a predicted model, not a curated record.
AUGGGCGUGGGAAAGAAUGUUCACAUUGAGGCCUUGGUUCAUAGGAUCAGUCGUGCACGAGCCAUAUACACCAUGUGGCGCCAGUUAAUACGAGAUGAGAUUCGGUCUGGUAAAAAUGAUAAAGAGAUCUACAAGAAGCUGGAGGAAGAUUUUGGUGAGACAGUGCUUUAUACAUCAAAAUUCGAUAUACAAACAAUGGCUAUAUGGCUGGCACCGCUUACACUUACUGGUGGCGCUGUGUUGAUAUGGGCAUUGAAGAGAUACAGGCGAAAGAACAACGUGCAUAUCAUGGGCCUAGACCUCGUCCGAGGAGUCCCAUUGACUCCGAAGGAGAAGGAGGCGAUGCCUGAGCUUCUGACGCCACCUUCUACUCGAUGGUGGGGAAAAUGGCUUCCUCGAUGAUUUGAGAGUGUCAAACUUUUCACCAUGUUGCAAACAUGAUUUUAGGAAAGUGCAGCAAUUUAUCUGUUUAAAAUAAAUAAUUGUAAUGUGGUGUUGAAACAUUGAAUAUGUAUUAUUCAGAACAGUUAAAUGGGCUUCAUAUAAAUGUA